UGUGUGCCCCCGGAGACUGCAGUCCAGUGGGUUCUGAAGACAAGUGCAACAUUAAAGAAGGUCCAAACUUACAAGGCUACGAGAUGAAGAUCUGGCAACUGCCUUCCAUGCUCCUUGUUUUUAUAUCAAGUGUCUCUCCUCACCCUCAUCACUUAUUUGAGUAUGAUGAGCUAAGCCAGUAUGUUGACAGCCAUCAGGAGGAAUAUGUACAGACUCUGCGGGACUGGGUUGCUGUAGAGAGCGACUCCAGUGAUGUCUUGAGGAGGCCAGACUGCCAUCGCAUGAUGGAUAUGACGGCUGAGAAACUACAAGCCAUGGGAGGGAAGGUGGAACUAGUGGACAUCGGCGUACAAGAGCUGCCUGAUGGCAAGACAUUGGCCUUACCCAAGGUUGUGACAGCCCAGUUUGGCAGUGACCCCAGUAAGCAGACAGUCUGUGUGUACGGACAUGUGGAUGUUCAGCCUGCUAAACUAGAGGACGGCUGGGCCACUGAACCCUACAACCUGACAGACAUCAACGGAAACCUCUACGGCAGAGGGGCGUCUGACAACAAGGCCCCUGUCUUAGCCUGGAUCCAUACAGUGGAGGUCUACCAGGCCCUCAGCAUUGACCUGCCAGUCAAUGUGAAGUUCAUCAUCGAGGGGAUGGAGGAGACCGGGUCCAAUGGCCUGGACGCCAUGAUCGUGGCGCGGAGAGACACGUUCUUCUCCGAUGUCGAUUACAUCAUCAUCUCGGACUGUGGUUGGCUGAGCCGACGCCCCGCCCUCACCUACGGGACCAGGGGGAACUGCUACUUCUUUGCUGAGGUAGAGGGCCCCAAACAGGACCUACACUCAGGGGUGUAUGGAGGCACUGUUAUAGAGCCUAUGACAGACCUGAUCGGCAUAUUGGACACACUGAUCAGCCCCAGUGGAAAGAUCCUCAUCCCAGGCAUCAGAGAGGCCGUUGCCCCACUCUCAGAUGAAGAGUGGAAGAUGUACCAGGACAUUGACUUUGACAUUGAGAGCUAUAAGUCCAAGAUCGGCGUCAGCCAACUCAUGUACAGCAACAAGGUAGAUCUGCUGGCCCAUCGUUGGCGCUACCCUACUGUUACUAUCCAUGGCAUCGAGGGGGCCUUCUCUGGCCCUGGCACCAAGACGGUCAUCCCUGCUAAAGUCAUUGCCAAGUUCUCCAUCCGACAGGUCCCCAACAUGGACCCAGCAGUGGUCAAGAAAGAGGUCACAGACUACCUGAACUCUGUGUUUGCCAAGAGAAAGAGCCCCAACAAGCUGAAGGUGACCAUAUUAGCAGACACCAAGCACCCCCUGUACGAGGCAGGGAAAGCAGCCGUGAAGAGAGUGUUUAACGUGGAGCCAGACCUGAUCCGUGAAGGGGGAACCAUUCCCAUCGCCAAGACCUUUGAGGAUGUGACCGGGAAGAGCAUCAUCAUGAUGCCCAUCGGAGGCUUCGACGACGGCCUCCACUCCCAGAAUGAGAAGAUGAGCAGGUACAACUACAUAGAAGGGACCAAGUUGUUCAUUGCCUACCUCCAUGAAGUGGCCCAUCUCAAGAAGAACUGAGAGCACCUCUUUUUUUUCACCACCAUUAAAAUACAGUUCUAUCAUGUUUAGCUUGUAUGAGUUCCCAUCAGUGGAGUCAGGCUUUUCUUAGCCUUUUUCCUGACGUUAUGUUGUAACUUUUCUUGUUUCUUUCCCUCUAAGCAAAACAUUCCAGAAACCAUGUGAGUUCUUUGCAUCUGAUAUAGCCUCAACACUCUGCUUCUCUCUCUUGCUCUCUCGCUCUCUCUCUGUAUCUUUCUUCCUCCCUCACUUUCCUCCUUUCUCUCUAUCAUUCACACACAAAUAUCUACUUGAAACAGCAAAUAAAACUGGUUUGACCAGUUUUUUUUAUGCAUGCAUGCAUGAACACACACACACAGAUGUAUCAACAGUGUCUUAUUUCCUUUUAAAGGAUUGGUUGAGGACAUAUUGUUUUCUCUCACCCAUUCCUUUCCCAGGUACAACUACAUAGAAGGGACCAAGUUGUUCAUUGCCUACCUCCAUGAAGUGGCCCAUCUCAAGAAGAACUGAGAGCACCUCUUUUUUUUCACCACCAUUAAAAUACAGUUCUAUCA
Molecule: messenger RNA, 2113 nt
Organism: Coregonus clupeaformis (lake whitefish)
Lineage: Eukaryota; Metazoa; Chordata; Actinopteri; Salmoniformes; Salmonidae
Product: cytosolic non-specific dipeptidase
Biological process (GO): proteolysis
Cellular component (GO): cytosol
Molecular function (GO): dipeptidase activity
Source: RefSeq, a predicted model, not a curated record